AUGAUAGGAUCAAUGGAAGAAAUCCGCUCGGAAGAAGCAUGGAUAUUAUACGUGGAUGGAUCCUCUAGCCGGACCUGUUCAGGUGCAGGGCUAUUAAUUAUGUCUCCUAACGGUGCUAGGCUCGAACAUGCGGUACGAUUCAACUUCAUGGCCACCAACAAUGAAGCCGAAUACGAAGCUCUGCUGUUAGGAUUAGGAAUAUGCCUCGCAUCCGGUUCGAAAAAAGUUAUCGCACACACCUAUUCGCAGUUGAUCGUCGGACAUGUGAAUGGCGAUUAUGAAGCAAAAGAUGAUAGCAUGAAGAUGUACCUCGUCAAGGCCGAUGCCCUAUCAAGAUUGGCAAGUUCGGCCAUAAGUGACGAGCCACAGAAUAUAAUUUGGGAAGUACUACCAAGCCCUAGCAUCAACGCCUUCAUCGAGGGAGUGAAUCAGACUGAUUCUUGGAUGGAUCCUUACAUAGUGUUUCUGAGAGACGGACAGCUACAAGAGGACCCUGAGCUAGGGCCGAUCAUCAUGAAAAAGGCGAAAUGGUUCGAGUGGUAUGAUGGAGCGCUGUAUAAGAUGUCUUACACUCACCCCCUCCUCAAGUGCGUAACCCCGACCGAGGGGAAUUACAUUCUACGCGAGAUACAUGAAGGAGCGUGUGAGACACAUCAAGGGAUACGGACCCUGAUCGUGAAGACUCUGAGGAAUGGGUACUAUUGGCCCAGUCUCAAGGCCGACGCUGAAAAGUUAGUCAAGACUUGUGAAAAGUGCCAUUUUUUUGGAGAAGUGCCUCGCCGACCCACCAAUUAUCCACCAAUUAUCUUUCCUCGAUGUAAGCCGUUCUCCCCUUCGACUGGUGGGGAAUUGACCUUCUCGGUCCUUUCCCACCGGCCAGCGGACAGCGAAGAUAUGUCCUGGUAUGCCAGUUCAUAUGGAGGAAUAUCAUCACUAGGUAUGGCGUCCCACAAGUUCACGUCGGUCUCCCGCCCCCAGACGAAUGGGCAAGUAGAGUUCGAAAAUAAAAUAAUACUCAAUGGCAUUAAGAAAAAGCUAGAAGGGAGCCGUGAUAAUUGGGUAGAAGAGCUACCCGGAGUGCUCUGGGCCAGUCGAACAACUAUCAAAGAAGCCACUAGUCAUACACCUUUCUCUCUGGAUAAGCCGAUCAACCUCGACCUACUCCCGGAAACAAGAGGGAACGCCCUCCUCAGAGCCAUCGCACAAAAACAAAGAAUGACGAGGCAAUUUAACAGAAGAGUAAAACCAAGGGAGUUUCUAGCCGGUGACUUCGUGCUCAGAAAAAUCGAGGCCACGGGGAAGAUUAUGGAAAAGGGAAAACUCGGAAGGACAUGGGACGGACCUUUCAAGAUCGCCCGAGUACUUAGGUGGGGAACUUACGAGUUAGAAGACAACGGCAAACCCCUGCCCAGGUCAUGGAAUACGGAUCACUUGAAGAAAUUCUAUGUUUAA
This is a messenger RNA of Amaranthus tricolor (Joseph's coat), 1452 nucleotides long. RefSeq lists its product as uncharacterized. The coding region runs from base 1 to 1452 and encodes 483 amino acids. Gene Ontology annotation, molecular function: nucleic acid binding; RNA-DNA hybrid ribonuclease activity. Lineage: Eukaryota; Viridiplantae; Streptophyta; Magnoliopsida; Caryophyllales; Amaranthaceae. The transcript has 5 exons. The record is from RefSeq and is a predicted model, not a curated record.